Messenger RNA from Ahaetulla prasina, 4371 nucleotides. RefSeq names its product mitochondrial thiamine pyrophosphate carrier-like. NCBI's taxonomy places the organism in Eukaryota, Metazoa, Chordata, Lepidosauria, Squamata, Colubridae. Gene Ontology annotation, biological process: thiamine pyrophosphate transmembrane transport. The record is from RefSeq and is a predicted model, not a curated record. The coding region runs from base 1 to 999 and encodes 332 amino acids. Gene Ontology annotation, cellular component: mitochondrial inner membrane. The transcript is spliced from 7 exons. Gene Ontology annotation, molecular function: thiamine transmembrane transporter activity.
AUGGUCAUGACAAAAAGUAUUAGAAAGUUUACUCAUGCUGUCAUUUUUCAGCUUCAGAUAGAGCAGCUUUCCUCUAGAAAUCCACAUGCGAAGUAUCAUGGUAUCUGGCAGGCUGCUGGUAAGAUUUUUCAGGAGGAAGGUAUCACUGCAUUUUGGAAAGGUCAUGUCCCCGCUCAACUUCUUUCCAUCACAUAUGGGGCUGUCCAGUUUGUCAGCUUUGAAUUUCUGACAAAGCUGGUGCACCAUGGCACGCCUUAUGAUGCCCGUGACUUCACUGUGCACUUUAUCUGUGGCGGUCUGUCUGCUUGUGCUGCUACUGUGACAGUUCAGCCUCUUGACACGUUGCGCACUCGCUUGGCUGCCCAAGGAGAACCGAAGAUUUACAGGAACCUCCGCCACGCUGUAGUCAGCAUGUACCAGAAGGAAGGGCUGCUGACUUUCUAUAGGGGGCUGACCCCAACCAUCAUUGCCAUUGUUCCUUAUGCCGGCUUCCAGUUUUCCUUCUACAGUUUCCUGAAGAGGAUGUACAACUGGAUUGCUCCAAGUGAUGAGAUGAAAAAAGGUAAUAUUAGAAACUUAGUGUGUGGCAGCUGUGCUGGUGUCCUCAGCAAAACCCUGACCUAUCCCUUUGACCUGUUCAAGAAGCGACUGCAAGUGGGUGGCUUUGAACAAGCCAGGGCGGCCUUUGGGCAGGUGAGAGGGGAUUUGGCUUGUGGAGAUCUGUCUUGUUCCCCUUUCCUCUCUUCCUCUUUUUCUAUGCCAAAUAUAUCAGGCAGUAGGGUGUAUCUGCUGAAACAACCAGACUUUCCCCUUUUAUUGGUUCCAAGAAGCAAGAAGGCUAAUGUAAGCAAGAGUUGCUGCCUGCCUCCAGUGGAUGUCCUUGGAAUCUUGUUGAAGGCUGCUUUCUCUACCGGCUUCACCUUUUUCUGGUAUGAGCUCUUUUGCAAUCUUCUGCUAACAAUGCAAAACUCCAGUGGUUCCAAGAAGCAAGAAGGCUAAUGUAAGCAAGAGUUGCUGCCUGCCUCCAGUGGAUGUCCUUGGAAUGUAAUUCUGGCAGCUGCAGGCAUCUUCGUUGGGGACUGAGGGGUGAGGCAGGGCAUAUGGGAUUAGAGAGUCGAGACAAGUGACUCUUUGCCCAAGCCCAGGAUGCACAUUGCUCAUUGGUUUGGUUCAAAACAGAAAAUGGUGGCUCACCACAACACCUGCUCAGGUUGUCUCUUUAGUCUGCAGCUGCAGCAUUUGUGAGUCUUGAUGAGGUUCAUCAUCAAGGCCUCUGAAGAUCUUUGUUGCAAAGGUGUGUCUACUUUUUCUAUUGUUUCAUAACAGAGGGUUUGAAUCAGACCCCGCUUCACAUAUCAAAAUCCCCUUUUGUGACCCUGGAAACUUGGUACCCUUAAACAGAACCAUAUAUUGACUAGUGGAUGGCCAGACUCCUCCAGCACGGCCAUUUUGCAAUGCCUGUGAUAAACUGGAGAUCCUGGUAUUCAGUAGUGCCGAUGGGACAUUUGCUUAAUAGACAACUACCUGCCUUGGCCAUUCAACCCCGGUUGCUAUUGUAAAAAUGCAAUAGCUGUUUUGUCAGCCAUUCUCUUGCCUCUUGGCUGAGGUUCUUGCAGGCCUUGUGAUUUUGCAGUGUUGCAUUAGUGAGUCUGUGGAAAUUGUCUGUUGCCAAAAUCCUAAACAAAAUAGAGGAAGCUCUGCAUGCAUAUCUUUCCCUUCUGUGUUAGCAGGGCCAUUAGUGUUCAUGGUUCCUCUUGCCCUGUCCAUACAUACUGGUAAAUAUAUUUUGCCACUACUCCAAAUUAAAAAUAGAGGGCAAGCAUACAAGCGGCCUGUAAAUUAGACACUUGUAUUUUUGCACUAUCAACUUCUUUCUUACUAAAACACACAUGCUGGAUCUAAAUUCCUAAGAAGUUUUCAUUUAAAACUUUUUCAUUUUGAAUCAAAGUGAUGAAAAAAUAGUGUUGACUAUACAAUUAUUCAGUUUCAUUUUGUGAUAGGAUACAUCUUUUAAAUUAUUGUAAUGAUUUUUCUUAAACAAUGUUAUCCCCUGAUAGCUUUUUUUUUCCCCCAAGAAAAAGCUCUGGAAUAACAGUGGAUACUUUUUUUCAGCAAACUCUUAACAUUUAGUGAAAAAACAGUUGAAAAGGACCAUUUGCCUGGCUGAAUUUGGCCAAUUUUACAUAUGAUGAAAGCUAUAGAGAAAAUUAAACGAUUGGUGCAAUCUUGUCGAAGAUUACUCAGAAAUAAAUCCCACUAUGCACAUUUAGAAUUGCAGCCUUUACUUUCCAAGUCAUUGGUAGAUUUCUCAAUUUCCUGGUACAUGCUCUGUAUUUACAAUUCAAAGUUCACAGUAAUUGGGUAAGUAAGUUUGCUUUAAGGCUUUGUCCUCACGAGCUGAAUAUUCUUGGACUAAUUCAGUUUUGCCUGAUAUAAAAUAUAUGAGUUUUCAUAGUCCCAGUUUCACACACAGAAAGAAGCUGAUUCUCUGUUCCCUGCCCAUUUUCUAUGCACUUAUCUGUAAAAUGUAAAUGUAAAAGCAUAAAAAUAAUAUAUAUAUAUUUAUUUAGAUAUUUUUGUACUCUAUAACCUUUGCAUGAUAUCUGGGGGGGAAAACAAUGACUGCAACCUGAUAGGAUAAGUACAGUUGGGAAAUCACCAAAUUUCUUACAACAAUCAAGUUCAUUUCCACUCCAUUUCCACUCAGCAUAGGACAAUCCACGUUCAGAUACACUGUUAAGUUGAAGGUACUAUAGUAAUACACAAGAACACUCCAGUUUGCUAUAUACCUGAUAGAUAUAUAAACAAGGCUUCUGAAAAGAGAGAGAUUUUAAAAAAUAGAUUUGUUUCCAGCAGUAUCUGCAAAUUCUUUUUAUAAAACCUCCAGUACUGGCAGGAUGGAUUUUAAUUCUUUUAGUAUCAAAUCAUGCUGAAUCAGUAGAACCAGAGCCAUUGAUGUUUGGAAGCACAGAGACUGCAAGCAGGAAAGUUUCAAGUUACUUUCUUUUGCUUACCUACUGGGUCAGGUUGUUCCUUGUACUCUUAUCUGUAUUUAUUUUCAUAAGAGCUGUGAAAGUCACAUUCCAGCUACAUUGCAUACCCUUGGAAGGGCCCUGAUUUGUGCAAACUUUGACUUAUGUACCCUAAGAACAAAGGUUGCUUGUAUUUCUAUGAAAUGUUUGUUUUGGACAGGUGGGUUCUCUUCCCAAAGUGUUCAUAGGCCUUCUUUUGUUGUCUAAGAUUGGAAUUGCUGAUUCAGAUUCUUUCUAAAAUGCACUUACGGUAGGCUCCUUUCUCAAAAGGCAAACAACAGGUUCACCAGAAAUGCAGCAACAACUGUCCUUGACAGUUUUUUUUAAUUAUUAUUUUAUUUAUCAAAAUUUGACUCCUUAAUGAAUCUGGAUAGAUUACAGACAAAAAACAAUAAAUAUGGAUAAGAACACUACUGACUAGACCAGUGUUUCUCAACCUUGAUAACUUUAAAAUGGAUGGACUUCAACUCCCAUAAUCCCCCAGCCAGCAUACUCCCAGAAUUUCACCUCUGCCCCAGCAAGCUGGUUGAGGAAUUCUGAGAGUUGAAGUCUACCCAUCUUAAAAUUGACAAGGUUGACAAUCACUGGACUGGAACAACACCAGUUAUGAAUUAACCAUAACUAAAAGGGGUUCCACAAUCACUUUGCCCUCAAGGGCUCUUGUGUCUUUCCCCACCUAUACAAUAGAGGCAUUACCUCAUGAAACCUGUCUUUCUGUUAGAAUUACCUUCUUUUUAAGCAUGCAAACUAGCAAGCUUAAAAGGCAAGCAUGUAGUCACAGAAAUCCAAAGAAAGAAGGAAAACUUCACAUUUGUGGUCUCCAAAUAUAAGCUACUGUAGGUCACUUAUCUUUCAGUUCUCCUCUAUCCUUUAGUGCCUCCUUCAAUCUGCUUCCUCAAAUACAUUAAUUUUAAGAUAUUGUGCCUUAUGACAGUGCCAAAAAUCAGUGUACACUUUAAUACUUCAGUGUUUACAAGGCAGCAUAACAUCAAUAGGUCGUCAGUCUUUCCCCACACCUAAAAAAUCGUUGAUGGUUAUUACCUGGGCACCUAUGCCAAUGAGAACUCAGACAGAUUUGUACUCCUAGUACUGUAAUCUAAAUGAUCUUUGCUGACAUCUAGGGUUGUGCAAGGUUUCAGAGUCCAUUACUGAGAUUUUUGUUCACUCCCUGUGUUUAACAUGAAUGCUUAAUGUAUAACACUGUAUCUGUAUUUUUCAUAUAAAGAGUUAUUUUUUGUGGCUGAGACAGUUUGGACCAUCCAGUUUUCUAGUCCAUAGAACAUGUGUCUAUCUUGAAAGAAAAAUAAAUAUAUAAAUAUAUUUGUCAUAAAUUUGUGGA